Antrostomus carolinensis (chuck-will's-widow) is the source of this 2406-nucleotide messenger RNA. RefSeq names its product UDP-glucose ceramide glucosyltransferase (gene UGCG). Gene Ontology annotation, biological process: glucosylceramide biosynthetic process. Gene Ontology annotation, cellular component: membrane. The record is from RefSeq and is a predicted model, not a curated record. The transcript is spliced from 8 exons. NCBI's taxonomy places the organism in Eukaryota, Metazoa, Chordata, Aves, Caprimulgiformes, Caprimulgidae. Gene Ontology annotation, molecular function: ceramide glucosyltransferase activity. The annotation marks the transcript as partial.
ACGCCUCCACCUCAAUAAGAAAGCCACAGACAAACAGCCAUAUAGCAAGCUUCCUGGUGUUUCACUUCUAAAACCAUUAAAAGGUGUGGAUCCUAACCUGAUCAACAACUUGGAAACCUUCUUUGAACUGGAUUAUCCCAAAUAUGAAGUACUGCUCUGUGUACAAGAUCACGAUGAUCCAGCUAUUGAUGUCUGUAAGAAGCUCCUUGGCAAAUACCCGAAUGUUGAUGCUAGACUGUUCAUAGGUGGCAAGAAGGUUGGCAUCAACCCUAAGAUCAACAAUUUAAUGCCUGGCUAUGAAGUUGCCAAAUACGAUCUCAUAUGGAUUUGUGAUAGUGGAAUCAGAGUAACACCAGACACGCUGACAGAUAUGGCCAAUCAAAUGACUGAAAAAGUAGGCUUGGUCCAUGGGCUUCCCUAUGUUGCAGACAGACAGGGUUUUGCUGCUACCCUUGAACAGGUUUAUUUUGGAACUUCACAUCCAAGGUCAUAUAUUUCAGCCAACUUAACUGGCUUUAAGUGUGUAACAGGAAUGUCGUGCUUGAUGAGGAAGGAUGUCUUGGACCAAGCAGGGGGACUGAUAGCUUUUGCACAAUAUAUUGCUGAAGAUUACUUCAUGGCCAAAGCUAUAGCUGACCGGGGCUGGAAAUUUGCAAUGGCCACGCAAGUUGCGAUGCAAAACUCUGGUUCAUAUUCUAUUUCUCAGUUUCAGUCCAGAAUGAUCAGGUGGGCCAAACUGCGAAUUAAUAUGUUGCCUGCCACAAUAAUUUGUGAGCCAAUCUCAGAGUGCUUUGUUGCCAGUCUAGUUAUUGGAUGGGCAGCUCAUCAUGUGUUUAGAUGGGAUAUAAUGGUAUUUUUCAUGUGUCACUGCUUGGCAUGGUUUAUAUUUGACUACAUUCAACUAAAAGGUGUUCAGGGUGGUGCCCUGUGUUUUUCAAAACUUGAUUAUGCGGUAGCUUGGUUCAUCAGAGAAUCCAUGACAAUUUAUAUUUUCCUAUCUGCUUUGUGGGACCCCACUAUUAGCUGGAGGACAGGACGCUACAGAUUACGUUGUGGAGGCACUGCAGAAGAAAUUCUGGAUGUAUAGCCACAACUUUGUAACUGUGAAUGUCAAAAAGAGAAGUGGGGAAAGAAAAGUAUUAUAAAUUGUUUAUAUAAAUACUUUUAAGAAAAUCUACCUUAAGUAGUUUUAUUACUUGUAUGUUUUGGUAUCUGUUCUUUAAUUUAUUUUUGCAUGGCACUUGCAUCUGUGAAAAUACACGUAUAGUCUUGGCCAAAUGGUACCUUGCUACUAUGUACAAAUAGAAACGGAGAGAAUUGGUCCUGACAUCUACUUUCUAUAGGAAUGCUCUGCAGUAAACUCUUCUGAAAAAAAAUAAGUAUCCUCCUGGAUAUGAACAGCUUCUUACUCCAUGGUGUGUGCUGGCCUAGCAAAUCCAGGGUUCACAUAGCUAUUCUCCAGAUGGAUUGUACAAGUCUGUACCUAGUAAAAUCACAGAGUACAGCUGAUUUCUGUUUUAUCCCACUAAAUUGAGCUAGUAACAGGACCUUGGGAAAGAAGCUCUUAAAUGCUUUAUGCCUACCUCUUGUAGUUGCUGCAGAACAAAACGAAUGGAACCGUAAAAAUGCUUUGCAAAAACAAACUGAAGUAAAGCUGGAGUCUUGUGUUUAUAUGUAUAUAUGAAAUACUUUAGUCAUUGCAAUGAACCAAAAGUGGACUGAGUUUGAUAGAAUGAGUUGGAAGGAAUUACUGGUCAGGCAUGAGUUGUGGGCAUCUUUUGGCCAACUCUGAUCUGGUUCUGUCUUGAACCUUGUUAAGCACUGUGCUGUAACUAGCCAAGCUGGUCCCCUUCUCUACUUCCAUCCUUUUUUAAGGGUUGUUUCCUUUUUCCCUGUGAGUGAAUGCUUUGAUGGGGGUGGGUGGUGGGUUGCGUGUGUGUGGGGGACAUAGUAGUGGGUAGAAGGGAGCAGAAAUACAUUUCAGAAACAUUUCACACAUGAGCUAUUUUCUUACACAAUGUCUUAAGAAUGUAAUUUCAUGAUGCAGGUAUUUAAUAUCUUUUUAAAGUGAACAUACAUACCCUCUACUAGUCACAGUUAAAUAUUCAAUUGCGGUAGAUAUUGUGAACAUAUUAAAGGGCCGAGUGAGUUUGCUGUUACUGAUUAAAACUGUAAUCUUCAUUUAAAUAUCAAACUAAGUCUACUCUUGGCUUUUUGCCUUCUACUGUUAGUCUAGCCUUUAAAUUGGACUUUUGUAUUCCAGUGGUAUGACUAAAAGGACUAGAUUAUAAUGCAUGCCGUGUUUUUACCCCUCUCUGUUCCCUGUAGCUUGGUUUCCAACCUCAUUGUGAGACUUUCUAAUUUGUGGUGAACUGGACUUGUUUUCUUUGAACACUUUUUAAUUAA